CUUUUCAAUAUCGGCCAUUCUGUGACGGUAUGUUGAAACUGAACGACUGAAAUAAAUCCCUCUGUAUACGACCAAUCUUUGACACUUUGUGAUAUUUAAAGAUAGAAUUAUAAUCCAUGGCCCCAAAGAGAGCAAAUGUUGUGCCCAAUGGGCACUUUCAUAAGGAUUGGCAGCGUAUGGUGAAGACAUGGUUCAACCAGCCAAUGAGAAAGAAGAGAAGGCACGAGACGCGUGUCAAGAAAGCUCACAGAAUUGCUCCUCGCCCAGUCGCAGGAUGUCUUCGGCCCAUUGUUCGGUGCCCAACAUUUAAGUACAACACAAAACUACGAGUUGGAAAAGGGUUUACUCUUGAUGAACUAAAGCAAGCUGGAAUCAACAAGAGACAGGCACUGACUAUUGGUAUUGCAGUAGACUACAGGAGGAGGAACAAAUCUGUCGAGUCACUCCAACAGAAUGUCCAGAGGCUGAAGGAAUACAGGAGUAAACUCAUCCUGUUCCCAAAGAAGCAGAGCAAACCCAGGAAGGGUGAUGCUACAGCUGAAGAAAUCAAGAUGGCCAAACAAUUGUCAAGCCCUGUUAUUAUGCCAGUGAGACAGGUCGCCAAGACUGAGAAGGCCAGGGCCAUCACGCCCGAGGAGAAGAAGUACAGUGCUUUUACUGCCCUUCGACAAGCUCGUGCUAACAAGAAGCUGAAGGGCUUCAGAGAAAAGAAGGCCAGACAAAAGGCAGAGGAGGAGGCCAAUAAGCCUAAGAAAUAGACUAAAUUAUUGGUUUACGGAGCGUCCAUUAAAAGCCUGUACAAGAAA
Pecten maximus is the source of this 806-nucleotide messenger RNA. Its product is annotated as 60S ribosomal protein L13-like. Gene Ontology annotation, biological process: translation. The record is from RefSeq and is a predicted model, not a curated record. The transcript has 4 exons. Gene Ontology annotation, cellular component: ribosome; cytosolic large ribosomal subunit. NCBI's taxonomy places the organism in Eukaryota, Metazoa, Mollusca, Bivalvia, Pectinida, Pectinidae. Gene Ontology annotation, molecular function: structural constituent of ribosome; RNA binding. The coding region runs from base 117 to 758 and encodes 213 amino acids.